AUGGAAAAACAGUGUCAUUUGUUGAAGAGCGCUGGAGAUUCCGAUGGUGAAGAAACCAAGCAAGAAGGAAGUGCUCCUAAGAAAAUGAAAGUGUUAAAUUAUGAACAUUUGUAUUUAGAAAAUUUACCGAGUGGGGAGUCCUACGAGAAGAGUUUCAUGCAUCGAGAUAUUGUUACACAUCUUGUUGUUACCAAAACAGAUUUUUUAAUCACUGGUAGUAUUGAUGGCCAUAUAAAAUUUUGGAAGAAAAUGGAUGAACUCAUAGAAUUUGUUAAACAUUUUAGAAGUCACCUUGGACCUAUACAAGAAUUGACAACAAAUUAUAACGGAACGUUUUUAUGUUCUGUUUCUUCAGACAAAUCUCUGAAAGUUUUUGAUGUUGUUAAUUUUGACAUGAUAAAUAUGAUGAGACUUGAUUAUGUCCCUCUUUGCGCUGAAUGGGUGCAUUGUCCUGGAGAUCCAAUACCUGCACUAGCAAUUUCUGAUGCAGCAUCCGGCAAAAUCUUUGUGUAUGAUGGCCGAGGUACAAACACUCCUCUUCAUGAAUUUAAUACUCUCCAUAGACAACCUGUAGUACUAAUGAAAUACAAUACCACAUUUGAGGUAGCGGUCUCUGUAGAUAAGGCAGGAAUUCUAGAAUAUUGGACUGGUCCGAAAACAAAUUACAGAUUUCCUAAAUGUGUUGCAUUUGAUUCUAAACUCGAUACUGAUCUGUUUGAAUUUGCAAAAAAUGGAACUGUUCCAACAGGAAUGGCCUUCUCACCUGAUGGCAAAAAAUUUGCAACAUUAUCUACUGACCGCAAAGUUAGAGUAUUCCAAUUUCGAACAGGAAAGUUGAUUCGUGUGUACAGUGAAACUUUACAAAAUUAUACAGAAAUGCAGCAAGAACAUCAACAACUUCCAAACAUGGAAUUUGGACGGCGAAUGGCAGUAGAACGUGAUCUUGAAAAGUCUGAAGCAAUUAAUUUGGCUAAUAUAGUGUUUGAUGAAAGUGGGUACUUAAUUCUUUAUGCUACAAUGCUCGGUGUUAAAGUAGUGAAUAUACAUACUAAUAAAUGUGUGCGAGUUAUAGGAAAACCUGAAAACUUGCGUCUUUUGAAACUGGCCUUAUUUCAGGGACGAGCUCACAGGACUAAAGCGGCUGUCACAGUGGAAAUGGAGGCAUCAGAUAAUCCAACUCUAGAUUCAUAUCAGUCUGAUCCUACACUGUUUUGCACAGCUUUUAAAAAGAAUCGUUUCUUUAUUUUUAGCAGGAGAGAGCCAGAAGACACAAAAAAUCAAGAUGCUGAAAGAGAUGUUUUCAAUGAAAAACCUUCAAAAGAAGAUAUUAUUUCUGCAACAGAAGCUUCUGGUGUACAACGUUUGUAUGAAUGUGCCAUUAUACAUACAUCCUUGGGAGACAUCCAUGUGAAGCUUUUCCUUAAAGAAUGCCCUCGAACUGUUGAGAAUUUUUGUGUACACAGCAAAAAUGGUUAUUACAAUGGUCACAUAUUCCAUCGUGUCAUAAAAAGCUUUAUGAUACAAACUGGUGAUCCCACUGGAACGGGAACUGGUGGCGAGAGUAUAUGGGGAGGCGAAUUUGAAGAUGAAUUUCACCCUAAUCUGCGACAUGAUAGACCAUACACAGUGAGCAUGGCUAAUGCAGGUGCAAACACAAACGGGAGCCAAUUUUUUGUUACAGUCAUUCCAACUCCAUGGCUAGACAAUAAGCAUACUGUUUUUGGACGUGUCAUCAAAGGAAUGGAAGUUGUACAGAAUAUCAGCACUGCUAAAACUCACCCCAAAACUGACAAACCUUAUGAUGAUAUACAAAUUAUUAGUGUCACCCUUAAAUAA
Molecule: messenger RNA, 1836 nt
Organism: Gryllus bimaculatus (two-spotted cricket)
Lineage: Eukaryota; Metazoa; Arthropoda; Insecta; Orthoptera; Gryllidae
Source: the annotation of a GenBank genome assembly